Molecule: messenger RNA, 756 nt
Organism: Thlaspi arvense
Lineage: Eukaryota; Viridiplantae; Streptophyta; Magnoliopsida; Brassicales; Brassicaceae
Source: the annotation of a GenBank genome assembly
AUGGACGUCUACGGCUUAUCUUCACCGGACUUGCUUCGAAUCGACGACCUUCUCGACUUCUCCAACGACGAAAUCUUCUCCUCUUCCUCCACCGUUACUUCCUCCGCCGCUUCCUCCGCCGGAUCUUCCUCGUUCCCUUCAGAAACCCCUCUUAAGUUCCCCUCUUCCGCCUCCAAUUCCUUCCACACUUGUCCUCCUCCUCUCCUCACCGAUUUCACUCAUGAUCUCUGCGUUCCCAGUGACGACGCAGCUCAUCUGGAAUGGUUAUCGCGAUUCGUCGAUGACUCGUUCUCCGACUACCCAGCGAAUCCCUUAACCAUGACCGUCAGGCCUGAGAUGUCGUUCACCGGAAAACCCAGAAGCCGGCGAUCAAGAGCCCCAGCACCUUCCGUAGCCGGGACCUGGGCACCGAUGCCGGAAUCCGAGCUUUGUUACUCCGUCGCAAAACCUAAGCCCAACAAGAAAUUCGAAGCCGAAUCGAUGACGGCGGACGGAGGCGGAGCGAGAAGGUGCACGCACUGCGCGUCGGAGAAAACGCCUCAGUGGAGGACGGGACCGCUUGGGCCGAAAACGCUUUGCAACGCCUGUGGAGUUCGUUUCAAAUCAGGGAGGCUUGUGCCGGAGUACAGACCGGCGUCGAGCCCGACCUUCGUGCUUACUCAGCAUUCGAACUCUCACCGGAAAGUUAUGGAACUCAGGCGACAGAAGGAACAACUAGAUUCGGCCGUCCAACUUCCGCCGUUUCAGCCGCAAUAA